This is a messenger RNA of Gekko japonicus, 1472 nucleotides long. RefSeq names its product oxidoreductase NAD-binding domain containing 1 (gene OXNAD1). The coding region runs from base 178 to 1194 and encodes 338 amino acids. Lineage: Eukaryota; Metazoa; Chordata; Lepidosauria; Squamata; Gekkonidae. Gene Ontology annotation, cellular component: mitochondrion. The record is from RefSeq and is a predicted model, not a curated record. The transcript is spliced from 9 exons. Gene Ontology annotation, molecular function: oxidoreductase activity.
UGGCGAUACUGGGCAGGAAGUCGCGUGAUUGACAUCGGCGGCUUGUACGGAGGAGGUGUGGAAAGCCGGCGGGGGGAAAAGACCAAAGACCCAUUUCCUGCCCCCUCAAUGGCUUCCCUGUUAUUAUAACUGGGCUCUUCAUCAACCUGAGGACCCCCUGCUGAUUUAAAACUUUGUAUGGACCCCCUUUUAUCCUCCUCAGAACCUGUUGUGCAGACCCUUUUCAGAUUGGAAUUAAGACUAAAGAACAGUAUGGUCUGCGCUGCUAUUUUUGCUAUUCCUCCAUUACUGAGAGGUACCGCUGGUGUUAUUCCGGGCUGUUCAUCAUUCUUACGGCCAAAAUAUGCAGUUUUAUGUUACUGCACAGUAAAUGGCAACAUGAAAUCCAGAAGAAGGUCGGAUCAUCUGGAGAGAACAGCAAAUGACUUUCGGCAGGAGAUUAUUUCUAAAGCAAAAGUCUGUGGAAUCACCAGUGAAUCUGAAAUGGUUAAAAGGCUCCGUCUGGCAGUCACAGAGAAAGAAUUUACUUUCAAGGCAGGGCAAUGGGUUGACUUCUUUAUACCUGGCAUUGCUGUAGUUGGUGGGUUUUCAAUAUGUUCCAGUCCUGGUCUGUUGGAACAAAAAGGAGAGUUGGAACUAGCAGUAAAACGUACCACACAUCCUCCUGCUCAUUGGGUGCACACACAGUGUGCUCUCAAUUCCGAAGUGGCUUUGCGAGUGGGAGGCAACUUCUUCUUUGACCCUGAUCCUACUGAUACCCCUGUAGACCUCGUGCUCAUAGCAGGUGGAGUAGGAAUUAACCCUUUGUUUUCCAUACUGCUCCAUGUCACAGACCUCCAUAGAAAACAAGAAAAGGGAGGAACCGGAUACCAAAUAGGGAUGACUAACCUAUUGUACAGUGCCAAGAACACAGAUGAGCUGCUGUUUAGGAAACAUAUCCUUGCCUUAACAAAUGCAUUUCCUGGAAAGAUCACGUGCAGUUUCCAUGUUACCCAACAGAGUUCAGAAAUCUGUGAGAACCUUCAGCCUUACAUCAAGGAAGGAAGAAUAUCUGGAAAAGAUCUAGAAAAAUAUAUUUCCGAGAAGACGCUCUGGUACAUCUGUGGUCCACCGCCAAUGAUAGAAUCCAUCUCCAAGCUGCUGGAAAAUCUUGGUGUGGCUCAAAAGAACAUUUUCUUUGAAAAGUGGUGGUAGCAACAGCUGUUCAGCACAAAAUAAAAAUGGAAGGUGAUGAAGUGACUGUGUGGCAAGGGAGAGGAAUACCUACAGUGUGCAGACUGUGAUCAGUUUAUACAAAUGAGAACUUCCUGUAUGAACUUCUGUUCAUUAUACUAAAUGUGCUCAGUAGAUUUUAUAAUCAUGACAAAUUUGUAUAUGUGGCUGUCUCAGAUGCAGCUCUGGAAAUAAAAUAAUAUAUUUCCUUAAGCACCAUUGACUUUUUAGAAAUGAUGUAUGAGACGUUUACCGCUGCA